AUGCUCCGGCUCAAGUAUCUGCUUCGAAGUCCUCAAGCACGUCCGUCUCUCCUCCGUUUCACCCACACCGGUGCCCGUGCCAACUUCUCGCCAAAUGUUCGACGCGUAAGGUUCAGGCGGCCUUGGGUCAGGUCCUUGAUUUCCAAAUGUUUGCUCUACGGCACCGCCUUUCACCUAUGGAGCACAUUCGUGCUGGUCCAGUUUGACGACGACAAGGACGAAGAUGCAGCCGCUGUAUCUAGUCCCGAUGAAACGGCUGCGUAUCAAGGCCCCGCCGAGGGUGCCGAGAGUGCGGGGAAAGAAUCGGUCGAUGAAGAUGCGCUAUUCAUUCCGCUUGCCUGGUCUCGGUUGCAGAAAGGCGAGCUCUAUGCUACAUCCGAUCCUGAAUGGCAGCAGUUCGUGAAAUUGUCCAAAGAUCGGGAGAAACUCCAAGCGCUCAGAGACGAACUCGCCAACAUUGUCCUCACAAGUGCAGGUGAUCAGAUGUCAAAGAUCCUCGGAGAUCCUCUGGCCUUAACAGGGUUUUGGCUAGUACAUCAAUUUCCGACCCGUGCCCCGCCUGGAUAUGUGCGAUCGGGACUUGAGAUAGCGAAUGGGAGCAUAUCUUGGGUUUCAAAGCCGAUGGACCCUGACAUGGGGGAUCGGUUGCAAAUGUUUAUGAAACCGAUCCACGUGGUUCUCGCCAUCAGAGAUGCAUAUCUGGUUUUACUUCUAAGACAAGUCGAGCGCUUCCAGAAUCCCACCGGGGCAGAAAAUGCCUCGGGAAUUCCCACCCAUCCAAGUGCCCCAGAAGAGGGUCAAGGGAAGUGGAAUGGGGAACAGGAACAACCGAAUCUCCAAUCACCUUCGACCGAUGGCCUCAGAGAAAAUAUGCCACCCAACACCGAGAAUACCAACUAUCACCCCUCAGCCCUCAUAUCUCUAUUGCAACGGAUACCUCUCCCCGAUCUCGGUCCUGGGUCGGAUUUGCACUUGGCAUCCCAGGCCUUCAAGCUACGGCUCAACAAUGAACGGGCCCAAGACCCGGGAACGCCUCGUCGGGGUGCUUUCUUCAUCACUGGCCCAGUUGGAUUGAAGGGACCCAACGGAUUCUGUCGAUUUGAGGUCCGUGGCGAGUUUGAUCCGGCUAAGCGUGAAUGGCGGACGGUGGAGAUGGAACUGAAAGAUCUGAAUAUGCGAAGACAGAGAGCGAUGGGCAAUUGA
Molecule: messenger RNA, 1203 nt
Organism: Penicillium brevicompactum
Lineage: Eukaryota; Fungi; Ascomycota; Eurotiomycetes; Eurotiales; Aspergillaceae
Exons: 4
Coding region: 1-1203 (400 amino acids)
Source: RefSeq, a predicted model, not a curated record